This is a messenger RNA of Cyanistes caeruleus (blue tit), 2647 nucleotides long. The record is from RefSeq and is a predicted model, not a curated record. NCBI's taxonomy places the organism in Eukaryota, Metazoa, Chordata, Aves, Passeriformes, Paridae.
CUCCCCAGCCGACCUUCCUGGUGGAACUGUCCAAAGUGCUGGCAAACCCCGGCAACAGCCAGGUCGCGCGCGUGGCCGCCGGGCUGCAGAUCAAGAACUCGCUGACCUCCAAGGAUCCCGACAUCAAGGCCCAGUACCAGCAGAGAUGGCUCGCCAUCGACGCCAACGCCCGCAGGGAGGUCAAGAACUUCGUGCUGCAGACCCUGGGCACGGAGACGUACCGGCCCAGCUCGGCGUCGCAGUGCGUGGCCGGCAUCGCCUGCGCCGAGAUCCCCAUGAACCAGUGGCCGGAGCUGAUCCCGCAGCUGGUGGCCAACGUCACCAACCAGCACAGCACCGAGCACAUGAAGGAGUCCACGCUCGAGGCCAUCGGUUACAUCUGCCAGGACAUCGAUCCAGAGCAGCUCCAGGACAAAUCCAAUGAAAUCCUGACUGCCAUAAUCCAGGGAAUGAGAAAGGAGGAGCCCAGCAACAAUGUGAAGCUUGCAGCUACCAACGCACUCCUGAAUUCUUUGGAAUUCACCAAAGCAAACUUUGACAAAGAGUCUGAAAGGCACUUUAUUAUGCAAGUAGUCUGUGAAGCCACACAGUGUCCAGACACGAGGGUACGAGUGGCUGCCUUACAGAACCUGGUGAAGAUAAUGUCCCUUUAUUACCAAUACAUGGAGACGUACAUGGGGCCUGCCCUCUUUGCUAUCACAAUCGAGGCGAUGAAAAGCGACAUAGACGAGGUGGCUCUGCAGGGCAUCGAGUUCUGGUCCAACGUCUGCGACGAGGAGAUGGACCUGGCCAUCGAGGCCUCAGAGGCAGCAGAACAAGGACGGCCCCCAGAGCACACCAGCAAGUUCUAUGCCAAGGGGGCACUGCAAUAUUUGGUCCCUAUUCUAACCCAGACCUUAACAAAACAGGAUGAGAACGACGACGAUGACGACUGGAACCCCUGCAAGGCGGCAGGGGUGUGCCUGAUGCUGCUGGCCACGUGCUGCGAGGACGACAUCGUCCCCCACGUGCUGCCCUUCAUCAAGGAGCACAUCAAAAACCCCGACUGGAGGUACCGGGAUGCGGCCGUCAUGGCCUUCGGGUGCAUCCUGGAAGGGCCCGAGCCCAACCAACUCAAACCUUUAGUAAUACAGGCCAUGCCAACGUUGAUAGAGCUGAUGAAGGAUCCCAGUGUGGUGGUCAGGGACACGACGGCCUGGACUGUGGGCAGGAUCUGCGAGAUGCUGCCUGAGGCCGCCAUCAACGACAUCUACCUGGCCCCACUGCUGCAGUGCCUGAUGGAGGGGCUGAGUGCCGAGCCCAGGGUGGCCACCAACGUCUGCUGGGCCUUCUCCAGCCUUGCUGAAGCUGCCUAUGAAGCUGCAGAUGUGGCUUGAUCAGGAAGAGCCACUGAUGAUCAGGAAGAGCCAGCAACCUACUGCUUAUCCUCCUCCUUUGAGCUGAUAGUGCAGAAACUGCUGGAGACUGCAGACAGACCUGAUGGACACCAGAAUAACUUGAGGAGUUCUGCCUAUGAAUCCCUGAUGGAAAUAGUGAAAAACAGUGCCAAGGACUGUUAUCCUGCUGUCCAAAAAACCACCCUGGUCAUCAUGGAGAGGCUCCAGCAAGUGCUGCAGAUGGAGUCUCACAUCCAGAGCACCUCUGACAGAAUUCAGUUCAACGAUCUCCAGUCCCUUCUCUGUGCUACUCUCCAGAACGUGCUGCGGAAGGUGCAGCACCAGGACGCGUUGCAGAUCUCGGACGUGGUGAUGGCGUCACUGCUCAGAAUGUUCCAGAGCACAGCCGGCUCCGGGGGGGUACAGGAGGACGCCCUGAUGGCCGUCAGCACCCUGGUGGAAGUCCUGGGUGGAGAAUUCCUGAAAUACAUGGAUGCCUUCAAACCUUUCCUUGGGAUUGGGCUGAAAAACUACGCUGAGUACCAGGUCUGCCUGUCGGCAGUGGGGUUGGUGGGGGACCUGUGCCGAGCCCUGCAGUCCAACAUCCUCCCCUUCUGCGACGAGGUGAUGCAGCUGCUCCUGGAGAACCUGGGGAACGAGAACGUGCACAGGUCGGUGAAGCCUCAGAUCCUCUCGGUGUUCGGGGACAUCGCCCUGGCCAUCGGGGGCGAGUUCAAGAAGUACCUGGACGUGGUGCUCAACACCCUCCAGCAGGCAUCCCAGGCCCAGGUGGACAAGUCCGACUACGACAUGGUGGAUUACCUGAACGAGCUGCGGGAGGGCUGCCUGGAGGCCUACACCGGGAUCAUCCAGGGGCUGAAGGGAGACCAGGAGAACGUGCACCCUGACGUGAUGCUGGUGCAGCCCAGGGUGGAAUUUAUCCUCUCCUACAUCGACCACAUCGCGGGGGACGAGGAUCACACGGACGGGGUGGUGGCCUGCGCCGCAGGUCUCAUAGGGGAUUUGUGUACAGCUUUUGGGAAGGAUGUCCUGAAAUUAGUAGAAGCCAGACCCAUGAUCCAUGAACUGCUAACGGAAGGGAGGAGAUCCAAGACGAACAAAACGAAAACCCUCGCCACCUGGGCCACAAAAGAGCUGAGAAAACUCAAGAACCAAGCUUGAUCUGUUACCAUUGGGACGACACCUGAGGACCCCCACUGGAAAAAACAACACCACCACCAACACCACCAAGAGAAAGAAAAAAAAAAAAA